Molecule: messenger RNA, 1096 nt
Organism: Hyalella azteca
Lineage: Eukaryota; Metazoa; Arthropoda; Malacostraca; Amphipoda; Hyalellidae
Exons: 7
Coding region: 62-1096 (344 amino acids)
Source: RefSeq, a predicted model, not a curated record
AAUUUUACCUCAUACUGCUCAUUCAAUAACUCGACUUUGGCUUCUUCAACAGAACUGCAAGAUGAUCUCUCGUGAACUGCUCGCUGCUUGCGCGGUGCUGUGGACAAGCUUGGCUCUGACCUCAAGCUCUGCUAUUGCCCCAGCCAUGCAAAGUCAUCAUGAAAAGCUAGCGGAACCCAAAUCAAAAUGGAGCCGGGACAUCGUGACUGUCCUGCCAGAUCCGUGCACGACCAACUCAGGGACCGCCGGCAUUUGCUACAAGCAGCGCGACUGCGACGACUUGAAAGGAACCGGCGACGGCGACUGUGCACUUGGGGUCGGAGUUUGUUGCACGUUUACUUACCAAGGUUGCUAUCAAAACGCUGAAAACGGUGCUGCAGUCUUCCAGAAUCCAAGCUACCCAGCCUCUGAGCCUGGAGUUUACUCAAGCUGCCCGCUUAAUGUGAAGCCUGCCAAUAAAAACGUUUGUCAGAUCCGCCUGGAUUUCGGAGCCUUCACCUUAGCUGGCCCCGAUAAGGACGGAGUUUGUACCAAGGAUUCAUUUACUGUCACCGGGGCAUCGUCAACAAUCCCCACAAUCUGUGGCGAGAAUACCGGACAGCAUAUGUAUCUUGACGUGUCGCCCGGUUUUUCGAAUGUUCUUCUGGACGUAAAAACAUCAACGCCGAACACCAGAUGGCAAAUUUCUGUAACCCAGAUCGACUGUACUGCUUCUUCUUCUAUUCAGGCUCCGAGUGGUUGUCUGCAGUACUACACCGGGAGCUCCGGAACCAUCAAAAGCUUCAACUACGCGAACCCAACCGAUCCAGCAGCAGAAAACCGUCAGCUGUCGAACCAAAAUUACUUGGUGUGCAUCGCGGGGCAGUCGAACGCCUGCAGCGUCACAUACACCAAGAGCUCUGGAGUUCCCAACGACUACAGCUGCUCAUUGANCGCGCUAAAUAAUGCAGGGUACUUGGUGGGGCACCUUGUGGGGUACCUUGUGGGGUACCUGGUGGGGUACCUGGUGGGGUACCUGGUGGGGUACCUGGUGGGGUACCUGGUGGAGCACAUGGUGGAGUACCUCGCGAAACGUGUAAAACCUCUGGACAAGUAA